AGAGAGAAGUAAAGGGGGAACACUGAGGGAGUCAAGAGCUCAAAAAGCAAGACGGCAGCUCAACGAAUCAGAUCAGCAGCAUUCCUCUGACUACUGCAGAGAUCCAUGCUGGGAGGGGAAGUUCGGCUUACAAGGGAAGAACAACGCAAGAAGUUGCAUUUUUAUUUCACAUUUUUCCCCUGGGUUGAGACAUCUGAAGACUCCUGAAGAAGAAGAGUCACAAGAACGGAGAGGAGUCUUCUGUCUUCGAGUGUCCUGAAGGAGAAGAUGGAUUCAGACUCUGGAGAGCAAAGUGACGGAGACAUCUCUGCAGGACAGGAGAGUUUUAACUCUCGUUCUCUGGCGCUGCAGGCCCAGAAGAAGAUCCUGAGUAAGAUGGCGACCAUGGUGGUGGCCAACAUGCUGACGGAUGACAUCAGCAGUGAGAUCCUGGACGAGCUCUACAGGGUGAGCCGGGAGUUCACCAAGAGCAAGAAGGAGGCCCAUAAGAUCAUCAAGGAUGUCAUCAAGAUUGCACUGAAGAUUGGCAUCUUGUACCGCAACCACCAGUUCAGCCCGGAUGAGCUGGACACCGUGGAGCGCUUCAAGAAGAAGAUGAACCAGGCGGCCAUGACGGCGGUGUCAUUCUAUGAGGUGGAGUACACCUUUGACAGAAAUAUUCUGUCAGAGCUCCUCCUGGAGUGCAGGGACCUGCUUCACACCCUGGUCGAGCAGCACCUGACCGCUCGCUCACACGCACGCAUCGAUCACGUUUUCAACCAUUUUGCCCAUGGGGAGUUCUUGGCCGAGCUGUACGGGGACGGAGAGGAGUACAGACUCUCUCUGAGGAAAAUCUGCAAUGGCAUCAACAAACUGCUGGAUGAAGGAACGCUUUAACAUUUUGCUUUUCACCAUUUUGACCUUUUAGCUCCUUCUUUUCUUGCUCCUACUCGUUCCAGUGUCUCCUGCCUCCGUCUAUUUCCUCUUCACCUGCUCCCCCCUGACAGCCACAUCCUCUAUCUUCUUACUCUCGUCUUCCUGUUUCUUCCUCAUUCAUUCCCAUGGACGUUGACGUAACAUCCUGCUGCUGUGGUUCAAUGAGGGACUUUUUUUUGGACUGUCUUUCCACUCAGUGAAUCAUUACCGCACACCAGGACACCCUGUUUCACAUUGUUUGCAUUAUAUACCCUUUAUGUUAUGUGUGCAAAAGCAUACUGUACCGAUGGCCAAAAAAACAUACAAUAGGAUGUUUGGAUGUGGAAGAUAAUUGGAUGUCGUAAUCUGUUUUCAUGUAUUUUGUUUUUUUUUGGGGCAUGUGUGUUUGCAUUUGGGUUUAUGUGUAUGUCUGCACAGAAACAUGUAUUUGUAUGAGAUUUGCUUGAAUAGUUUUGUGAAGUGUUUGUACAUAAGACCUACUAUGUCAAGGUGUUUGUGUCAAUCUUCAACCAAGGGUGUAAUGCUUGUCUUUUAUUAAAGUUUUCUUUAAAUCA
Molecule: messenger RNA, 1469 nt
Organism: Cololabis saira (Pacific saury)
Lineage: Eukaryota; Metazoa; Chordata; Actinopteri; Beloniformes; Belonidae
Gene: tnfaip8l3
Product: tumor necrosis factor, alpha-induced protein 8-like 3
Exons: 2
Coding region: 268-876 (202 amino acids)
Biological process (GO): regulation of apoptotic process
Cellular component (GO): cytoplasm
Source: RefSeq, a predicted model, not a curated record